AUGAGUAAAGAGGAGGAUUUUCCUCGUUCCAACUUGAAUGGUAGAGUCCUUACACUAGAUAGUAAGGGGAAGCCAUCUUUAAAUAAAGUGAAUAAACCUAAAUCACACUCUUCAUUAUCGCCUGAAAUCAAUGGAUUAACAACACCCUCAAAUUACCCUGAAGAUUACAAACUUCCUAGUUUGGAAUCCUUGAACCCCGGUUCCCUAGUUUUGGGAUCUGUUGCUUUGGUCACUCCCUUCGGUCUUAGAAUUCACAUUUUUAACAACAUAGUGGGCUUUGCAAAGUAUUCUGAGCUAUUCGACCUGGUUGAAUCGAAAUCCGGCGGCUCGGAAGAUAAUCUCGCCUCACCUUUUAGUGUGGGAUCGAACGUCGUUUGCUACGUCCUGGAAGUUUAUCAUUCGAGCGUUGCUUUGAGCCUAAAACCCUCCUUGGUUAACAAGAACCUUAGGCCAAACAAUUUAUUUGCAGGGUUACUUUUACCAGCUACCGUUUUAUCGCAAGAGGACCAUGGUUUUACCUUGUCCUUCAACGUUAACCUGAAAAGCGCAAUCAGCGGGUUUGUUAUGUACGAUGAGAAGUCGAGGGAAGGAGUGAAAAACGAAUUCAUCAAAAGAUACCCACCAUCGUCGACGGCUCACGUGAUCGUGAAUUCGAUGAACCCCGAGAGAGGGCUAGUUAAGUGUGUGUGGCCAUGGGAAUAUAAAACGCCGAUGGAUUUGCACACCGCUACGGUUUUUGACGUGUUGAAACCGGGUCUGCUGUUGACGGCCGAAGUGUCGGAAGUGCACAGAUUAAAGUGCGAAAAUUCAUAUAAACAACCCCUGAGUGGGUACACUGUGAAGUGUUUGGGGUCAUUGACGGCCUUUGUCAGUCCUCUGCACUCGCUUGAGUCGUAUAAACCUGCCGAUAGCGCCGAAGGGUCACUGGGCAAUCUCGACGAUUGCAAAGAAGUAAACGACAGAGCGGAGGCGAGGCUAAUAUAUGUAGAUUUUGAAGCAAGGAAGCUCUACGUUUCCUUACAGUGGCAGCUGCUUAAGUGGAGAGGCCCACUGGGACUGGCGCACAAAAACUUGAAACACACGGUAAUGAGCUGUAAAGUAGUUAGGAGCCUCAGUUCAGGGCUCGUAUUGGAGCACGAAGAGGAGAAGGAACCGUCAACCUUAUUUUUCUGCAGCAUCAAGGACGUCGUGGACGACAAAAGCCUGAAGCCAGCCACAAUAUUGACGUCGAGCACAUACUCGGUAGGAACGGUCCACGACUGCAGAGUAUUGGAUUUCAACUACCUCACGAGGCUGACGCACGUGGCGCUUAAGGAGUCAGUGAUCAAGGAAAAGUACGCAAGCGCAUUUGAAUUUAGUGCAUCGGAGCUGGUAAGGGGGAAGACCGUCAAGUUGGUCAACAGCGGAGCCAUAGUGCAGCUGUCGAGCCUCGUCUACGGAAAGGUCCCGGUCGGGCAUCUAACGGACGUUCCGCCGACAAAAGUGCCCGAAAACUUUCAAACGGGAAGGAAUAUGAGACUUAGAGUACUCAGAUUUGACCACGCACGCAACAGGUUAGUCUUGACGGCAAAGCCAUCGCUGGUAAAUGACACGGACCCAGCGGCAAGGUUCGAUCAUCUCCAUGUCGGCAAGAAGCUCACAGGGUACAUUAUCAACAUGAAGGAAAAAAACUACAUGGAUGAGAAGCAAAAUGAGAGGAUUGUCAUUAAGUUCUACGGAGACCUUCAAACAUACAUGGACAGGCACGAAGUGGAGAGGGCAGAGGAGCUCGGCGUUGACCUAAAAACGGACUCGGUAGUAAAGUGUGCAGUGACCAGGAUGGAUAGCAAAAAACACACGUUCUCAGUCACAGUGGACAGGUCAUACAUAGAAAAGUUGGAGCUGAGUUUGGAAUCGAAGCGACAGUUAAACAGAAACAAGAGAAAAAUGGCCUGCAAAGAAGCGUUUAAGGGUCACAAGCAUAAAAAGAAGAAUAACGCCCAGAAAGAAUGA
Messenger RNA from Theileria orientalis strain Shintoku, 1992 nucleotides. RefSeq lists its product as uncharacterized. Lineage: Eukaryota; Apicomplexa; Aconoidasida; Piroplasmida; Theileriidae. The record is from RefSeq and is a predicted model, not a curated record. The transcript has a single exon. The coding region runs from base 1 to 1992 and encodes 663 amino acids. Gene Ontology annotation, molecular function: RNA binding. Gene Ontology annotation, biological process: rRNA processing. Gene Ontology annotation, cellular component: small-subunit processome; nucleolus.